Gilbertella persicaria is the source of this 801-nucleotide messenger RNA. Its product is annotated as armadillo-type protein. NCBI's taxonomy places the organism in Eukaryota, Fungi, Mucoromycota, Mucoromycetes, Mucorales, Choanephoraceae. Gene Ontology annotation, molecular function: small GTPase binding. Gene Ontology annotation, biological process: protein import into nucleus. The transcript is spliced from 5 exons. The record is from RefSeq and is a predicted model, not a curated record. Gene Ontology annotation, cellular component: cytosol; nuclear envelope. The coding region runs from base 1 to 801 and encodes 266 amino acids.
AUGAGUGAAGCUAAAUCGCAGUUACUUGUUGUGCUUCGAGAAGCUACUUCUCAAGACUAUCAACGUAUGAGACAAGCAGAAGAAAUGCUUAAACAAUGGGAAAAUGAGCCUAGUUUUUUUGCUACUUUACAAGAUAUUUUCUACGAUCGCACAAUAGAACAUGAUAUUCGUUUCUUGAGUGGUAUUUACCUCAAAAAUGGUAUUGAUCGAUUCUGGAGACGAACAGCUAAAAAUCCUAUCAGUCAAGAAGAGAAAAUCACUAUUCGUCAACGAUUGCUUCAGUUUUUAAACGAACCUAGUAAAAAGCUCACAGCCCAAAAUGCUGUCAUUGUAGCUCGCAUUGCUCGUCUUGAUUAUCCUCGAGAUUGGCCCGACUUACUUUCAACACUUGUCCAAUCCAUGCAAACAACACCAACAAACCAAGAUCAUGCACGACUUGUUCAUCACAGAGCACUUCAAACACUUGGAGAAGUCUUGUCUGAAUUGAGUACACGUUUGUUGUCUGCAGGACGUAAACAGUUUGCAGAAAUUGCGCCCGAGAUUUUCCAAGCAGUAGCUCAAGUCUAUAUGACCUAUGUUGAUCGAACCAUCAUCAGUCUUGGUCAAUCAAGCGGUGUAGAUGGUGAAGCCUUGUUACUCGAGUUAGACAUUGUAGCCACUUGUGUAAAAUGUUUGCGUCUUUUGAUGGUCCAUGGUAUCAAGGAUGUUCAUAAAUACAAUGAAACAAAAACUUUUAUUGAAUUGAGUCGCAAACACCUUGAGCAAUACAUGCAAUGCCGUAUGCCUUUGUUAUUUGUUUGA